AUUGUGUUUUUUUGCAUUCCAAUACUAACUUGUCUAGUUGUCUUGCUCCCCUGUGAUCUUUUAAUUAAACGUUUGUUUACUUCAUUCUUCUAUCAAUCAACAUAUUCACAAAGGGCAACGCUAUAUGAAUACUGUACAUCCAAGUUUUUGAAAUUCAACUACAAGUAUCUUGAUCCAAAGACAUUAGGUGCUGCUUUCAAUGGACGGUCGCUCUCAAAAUGGUUUUUGUAUUAUAGGUGUUACAGACAAGGUUUUGCCAAAUUGAAUGAUUCAGAAUUUAAGUAUAGUGAAGAAGAAGGUAUCAAGGGGAUUUGGAUAACUUCACCUUGUCGAUGUGCUAAUGAUACUGAUUUUGACCUUGUUCUUUUCUAUGUUCAUGGUGGUGGGUUUAUUCAAAGUUCACCUUGGUUUUAUGUGGAGUUUUUGAAUGUUGUGCUAGUUUGUUUACAAGAGCAAGGUUUCAAGAACCCAGCCAUCUUUAUUGUUGAUUAUCAGCAAGGAAAUUUUAAUGAUGACCUUAGAUACUUAUCAGAAGCGUGGCAAUAUGUUCAAUUGAAAGCUUCCAAAGCUCAUUUAGUCUUAUCUGGAGAUGGCUCUGGUGGAUUACUAGCAUUGGCUUUGUUAUUCCAUAUUGCAUCACCAUAUAAUUUCAUUCCAAUACCAGUAAUAGGAUUACAAAAACCUUCUGCAUUGGUUUUAAUAUCACCGUGGACAAAGAUGUACUAUGAAGAAAAAUCAUAUCCUGGAACUAGUGAAGAUUUCAUCAACUAUGAAGUGAUGAAUAAAUUAUCAAAAGAAUACAUUGGAGAAGAACAAUUUAUUCAAUUGAGGGAACAAAUUGAACAGUUAAAGAAAGAUGAUUUGGAGAAAGAAUCCUGCGAUACUGAUGAUAUUUUUGAUCCAAUAAUUGAUCAUUACAGGAAUCCAGGUUAUUGUGAAUCUUUAGAUAUUUGGCAAGAAGCCUUCCCCAGGUAUGGUGCUUAUAUCACAUGUGGAGAUGAAGAGUAUUUGAGAGAUGAAAUAACUGAUUUGGCAGAAAGGAUGAGUGUAGUUGGGAAGACCAAAUUUGAUCCUAGAUCAAACCAAAUACAUUGUUGGCCAGUACUUACAUUCUAUACUGAAAGAAUUGAAGAACUUCGUGAAGAUGGGAUUGAGUACAUUUGUGGUAUCAUUAGUAGAAUGUUACUCUGGAAUACAGACACAUUCUUUGAGCAAGGAGCCUUGGUUCCCGUAAAGAUUGAAUACUCAUGA
Hansenula anomala is the source of this 1251-nucleotide messenger RNA. RefSeq lists its product as uncharacterized. Lineage: Eukaryota; Fungi; Ascomycota; Saccharomycetes; Phaffomycetales; Wickerhamomycetaceae. The annotation marks the transcript as partial. The record is from RefSeq and is a predicted model, not a curated record. The transcript has a single exon.